UUGCAUCAGAUAUUCACCAAGGCUGGUGUUCACGAUGUUCGCUUGAAGCAAGCUAUUGAUUUAAAAAAUGCAAUGGAGACAGCAGUGAAGAAGCACGAGGAGAUGAACAUCAGUUACAAGAAUAGGAAUAGAAAAGUGAUGAAAGCAAACGAUGAGGAUGAGGACGAUGAUGACGAUGAUUUUGUUGAAGUCCCGGAAAAGGAAGGUUACGAGCCGCGCAUACCGGAUCACCUUCGGGAGGAGUACGGACUGGAGCCUUGGGUACAAAAGGAUGAACAGACAGCCAGGGCAGCCAAAGCAUCUGCAAGGCCUCAAUCAUCGUGUUCACAGCCACGUCCACCAAGAAGGAAAGAUGAGGACUUAGAUCCAACAUGUGCAGCGGCAACAUUAAAGAUCUUAAAGAAGAAGCUGGAUGAGAUGUACAGCAUGCCUGGAACCUCAGAGGAAGCAGACGCACAACCGUCCACAUCAGUGGAUCCUGGGUUGUCAGAGGAACAUGACAGUAAUAAGAGGAAAAGGGAAGAAGAGAAGGAAAGAGCCCCGGUGAUACCGUUUGGAUUAGACCUUUAUUACUGGGGAAAAGAGCAGUCUACUGCUGGCCAGAUUCUUAAAGUGGACUGUCAGCACAGUUUUUGGAGUUACAAAGAGGAAGAGGGCGAGAGUGAGAAUAAUGAGUUGGCAGCCAUGCUGAAGACCAGAUACAUCACCUUUGCCGGAGAGUUUCAGCCAGUAAAUCACAAGUGCCAAGCACCAAUGCCUGAUGGAACACUUUGCCAACGCCAGGAUCGGCUCAAGUGCCCUUUCCAUGGAAAGAUUAUCCCAAGGGAUGAACAAGGAAAUCCCACUAAUCCAGAAGACAUUGUAAGACUGGAACAGGAAAAACAGAAGAGGCAAGAAGAGCAACCUGACUGGCGGGAUCCAGAGCUGAUGAGAGAGAUUGAAGCUGCCAAAGGUGUCGAUUUGGGAUCCUCUAAACUCUAUAAAAAAGGGAAAAAGGGAAAAGGAAAGAAGAAAAAGUACCCAAACCUCACUGACUUGAAGCAGCAGAGCAAUACAUCGAGAUCCAGGCUGGAGAAGCGCAUCUUCAAUAAGUUGUCUGUGAAACGAGUGUCCGAAGCUUUAGCUCGUAUAGACAAAAGGAAACACGAAAAGUUUGCAAACCAAUUCAACUAUGCGUUACAGUGACAUCAGCUCCAGAAACAGCCACUUUGCCGGACGGUGCCUUUAUCUGUUAAACCUGUGGCUGCAGCCCACUAUGUGGGUGAACUCGGAACAGCUAAAUAAUCCUUUUUUAAUAUAGAUUUUGAUAAUAUUAUUCCUCAUGGUGUGGCAUUUCAUUUAUUGGUGUAUAUCUCAUACAUCUUUUUUAACGUUAAUAAAAAAAUGUGCAUUUAAGGUAUGUAAUUAUUGGUAAUUGCGAUUGAUAAUGUAAUAUAUAAAACUGCUCAAACUUCAGAUUUAUUCAUAUUAACUGAGUGACCAAAAUGUACUGAUUAGCUACUCUGUUUCCAACAAUGUAAAAUGAAUUGUAGACUUUUCCUGUAAGCUGGACAGUUUUGCUGAGGGCGUUGUGUUUCUGGAUGCACGUGACAGACAUUUUUUUUCCAAAUCUUUGCUUCUUAAACAAAGAAAAUUGAUGCUCUAUACUUCCUCACAGUUCACAUUGUUAUGUUUUUAUUUAGAUUGAAAAUGUUAUCUCCAACUGAUUUGACGUGCGUACCAUCCAAGUGUGUCCUUUUUCUGAAACUGACUGUAUUCUGUCACAGUAUUAACAAUAAUCCUUGCAGCGCUACAGUACACAGGCCUGUAUAGCCACAAGUGAAAAAUCUCUGACUGGGAGAGAGGGGAAGAAUGGGACUGGACUAGGUGGAUCAUGUGGAGAAAGACACCAGAACAGACAUGAUGGGCCAAAUGGUCUGUUUCUGUGCUGUGACAUUCUGUGUGUCUGUAGUUGUUACAGAGAAAGAUCAACCUCCCUUCACCAGGACUCCUCUGUGUAACCCAUUGCUCUCUGUGUAUAGAGGUACAACUCAACCUGACCUAACAGUGCAUCUAUAACUCUGAAAACAUGCCCCAAGUCUUGUACCUUGACAUCUCUGAAGGAUUUCUCUAUCACAUUUAGCGUCUUACAGACCUCCAUAAGGUCACCUCUGAGACGUUUUCUUUUAAAGCUCAAGAAACCUAGCUAUGUAUUAUAACUCAUCACCUUUACAGUUUCUGCCCUAAAUUUGCCAAUCAUAUCUCUGAACCCUUAUGCCCUCUUCCUUUUGUUGUUGGGCUGCAAGUGUUGGGUAUUCCAUUGCCUCAGCAAUGGGCUUUCACGGUUUAGACUUCAAUCAGAUUGUGUAGAUGUACUCGAGAGGAAGCUAGACCUUCACGUGAGCGAGACGGGAAUCGAAAGGUAUGGGAGGGAGUAAGGAGUGGGUGAAGAUUCAUAUGGAGUAUAAACACCAGCACAGACUGAUUGGGUCGAGUGGCCUGUUUCCUUGUUGUACAUUCUUGUAAAUUAUCACCAGCGUGUGCAUUGAUGCUGAAUGAUUCAGAUGAAACAUCGAUAAUGUUCAGAUAUUUGAUCCGUGUCACUUGAAAGUUAUCAAAUUUUUUACAAAGUUGCUCUCGCUAUGCUCCAUGGCAACAUUGAGAAUGUAUUCAGUAAGAUCAUAAGAGGGAACAGGUCUUUAUUGUGUUAAAAAUAUGUAUUAAAUCUCAGCAAUUUCACUUGACUGCAUGUAAUUUAAGACAAUGAUCAAUCAGAAAAACUUAGGCUUGCCAUUGACUGAAUAAAACGCUUACCUCUUGAA
This is a messenger RNA of Callorhinchus milii (elephant shark), 2801 nucleotides long. It is a transcript of the gene uvssa, whose product is annotated as UV-stimulated scaffold protein A. The annotation marks the transcript as partial. The record is from RefSeq and is a predicted model, not a curated record. NCBI's taxonomy places the organism in Eukaryota, Metazoa, Chordata, Chondrichthyes, Chimaeriformes, Callorhinchidae. Gene Ontology annotation, biological process: response to UV; transcription-coupled nucleotide-excision repair. Gene Ontology annotation, cellular component: chromosome. The transcript has 8 exons. Gene Ontology annotation, molecular function: RNA polymerase II complex binding.